Molecule: messenger RNA, 1410 nt
Organism: Microdochium trichocladiopsis
Lineage: Eukaryota; Fungi; Ascomycota; Sordariomycetes; Xylariales; Microdochiaceae
Product: asparaginase-domain-containing protein
Exons: 1
Coding region: 105-1295 (396 amino acids)
Biological process (GO): protein deglycosylation
Molecular function (GO): N4-(beta-N-acetylglucosaminyl)-L-asparaginase activity
Source: RefSeq, a predicted model, not a curated record
AGCUUGACCUCGACUGUGCCUGAGGCCGUGUGCUUGGCAUUUUGCCAUCUUCUUCACUCGUUCUUGGGGUGUUUACCCGUCGCCGCCGCCGCCGCCCGCCCACCAUGGCCAAGUCAAGGCCAGUGCCUCAUGCCACUCCUUCACCUCGCCGGUUGUCUACCUGCUGGCUCGGAAUACUGGCCGCCACAUCUGUCGCAUUGCUCACCGUCGCGAUGCUGUCAACCCAGACCUUUACCUCCGGGCUGCUCCUAUGGCUGUCGCCAACCCUUGCAGCAACAAUUGGUCGCGAAACUUAUCCAGUCGGCCUCCCCUUUGUCAUCAACACCUGGGGUGGCCCCUUCACUGCAGCGACAGAUGCUGCAUUCCUCUCCCUGCUGGACGCCAACACGUCAGCGCUCGAUGCUGUCGAGAUCGGGUGCGCAAAAUGUGAGGCGAAUCAAUGCGACGGCACAGUUGGCUUUGGCGGCUCGCCCGACGAGAAUUGCGAGACGACGCUCGACGCCAUGAUCAUGGACGGCACGACAAUGAAAUCUGGCGCUGUGGCCGGUCUUCGACGGAUUAAGAACGUCAUCAGCGUCGCCAGGCACGUGCUUGAGCACACAACCCACACACUCCUCGCCGGUGACCUGGCCACCGAAUUCGCGGUGGCCAAUGGCUUCCCCGAGGAGGACCUUUCCACCGAGGCAUCCAGGGAGAAGUGCGAGGCCUGGCGCGCUGCAGGGUGCCAGCCAAACUAUCGCCUUAAUGUGACGCCUGAUCCAGCGGCUUCCUGCGGGCCGUACACACCCAUGGGCCUUGACUCGCUGAGUCCUGCAUACGCAGGCUUGAUUGAAGCCCGUGGUCGCCCUGUCGGACACGACACAAUCUCCAUGAUCACAAUAGACUCGCGAGGAAUCAUGGCAGCGGGCACGUCGACGAAUGGCGCGAGCUACAAAGUGCCUGGGAGGGUUGGCGAUGGGCCUAUUACGGGUAGUGGCUCGUACGUGGAUGGCGAGGUCGGUGGCUGUGGCGCCACAGGUGACGGGGACAUCAUGAUGCGGUUCCUGCCCUGCUACCAAGCCGUUGAAAACCUCCGCAACGGCAUGACUCCAACUGCCGCUGCCGAGGACGCUGUGCGCCGGAUGGUCCGCAAGUACCCGCAGGUUUCGAGCGGGGUGGUGGUCGUCAACAGUAAGGGCGAGCAUGGCGGUGCAGGUUCAGGAUGGACGUUCACGUACGCUUACCGGAGCGCGGGCAUGGAUGAGACGGCGGUCGUGAGCGUGCCGCCUGUCGACGCUGCGCGAGCACACCUAUGAGCACUAGCGAUCUAUGGUCAACGUGGGAAACACAUGUUGUUGUACUUCACCUCACCCCCAGACCCUGUAGAGAGUGAGAGUAGCUCGAUCAUCCAACAACGAUUCUAUCAACCCC